UGUGACGCAUUCAUGUCGUUUGAUUCAAAGGCAUAAUGUCCAGCCAGCGCGCGUCCUUAUACAAAGCAAGCACCCAAACGCACCUCAUCCAGUCUCUUAUUAUUUGGGAGCGUCACCUGUCCAUGAGAAUCAUGGCCAGUCUCAAGAGCGAAACCAAGAAGGAAGCCAAAAUGAGGAUACGCGCCUUCCCUAUGACAAUGGAUGAGAAAUAUGUGGAGAACAUCUGGGCCGCUCUAAAGAAUGCCAUCCAGGAGAUUCAGAGGAAGAACAACAGUGGGCUGAGCUUCGAAGAGCUGUACAGGAACGCCUACACAAUGGUGCUCCACAAACACGGGGAGAAGCUUUAUGCAGGCCUUAGGGAGGUGGUCACAGAGCAUCUCAUCAACAAAGUACGGCAAGAUGUCCUAAAAUGUCUAAACAACAAAUUUCUGCAAAUCCUAAAUCAAGAGUGGAAUGAUCAUCAAACAGCUACCAUUAUGAUAAGAGACAUCCUCAUGUACAUGGACCGAGUUUAUGUCCAGCAAAACAACGUGCAGAAUGUGUACAACCUCAGCGUCAUCGUAUUCAGAGACCAGGUGGUCCACUACAGCUGCAUUCGAGAACACCUAUGGCAGACGCUACUGGACAUGAUUAAACGAGAAAGAAGGGGAGAAGUUGUAGACAGGGGAUCUAUCAGAAACACCUGUCAGAUGCUGAUGGUUCUCGGCCUGGACAGCAGAAUUAUAUACGAGGAAGACUUCGAGCGUCCGUUCUUAGAAAUGUCAGCUGAAUUCUACCAGAUGGAAAGCCAGAGGUUUCUCGCAGAAAACAGCACCAGCAUCUACAUCAAAAAAGUUGAAGCCAGAAUCAACGAGGAGAUCGAACGCGUCAAACAUUGCUUGGACAAGUCAACGGAAGAGUCCAUCGUCAAGGUGGUGGAGAGGGAGCUGAUAACAAAACACAUGAAAACCAUAGUGGAGAUGGAGAACUCUGGAAUGGUCCACAUGCUCCAAAAUGGCAUAACGGAAGACCUAAUGUGCAUGUACAAGCUGUUUAGCCGUGUCCCAAAUGGCCUUAAAACAAUGUGUGAUUGUAUGAGCUUAUUCUUGAGAGAGCAGGGCAGGGCUCUUGUGUCAGAGGAAGGAGAGGGCAAAAACCCAGUCGACUAUAUCCAGGGACUGCUGGAACUGAAGUUGGUUUUUGACCAUUUCCUACAUGAGUCUUUCAACAAUGAUAAACUAUUCAAACAAACCAUAGCUGGAGACUUUGAGUAUUUUCUCAAUCUUAACUCCCGCUCACCAGAGUACCUAUCGCUCUUCAUCGAUGAUAAGCUCAAGAAAGGAGUUCGAGGGUUGACAGAACAGGAGGUAGAGGUGAUUCUGGACAAAACCAUGGUGUUGUUCAGGUUUCUGCAAGAGAAGGAUGUUUUUGAAAGGUACUACAAGCAGCACCUGGGACGGCGACUGCUGAGCAACAAGAGCGUCUCGGACGAUUUAGAGAAGAGCAUGAUCUCCAAGCUCAAAACGGAAUGUGGCUGCCAGUUCACCUCAAAACUAGAAGGGAUGUUUCGCGAUAUGACCAUCUCCAACACCACAAUGGACGAGUUUAGGCGGCACGUACACGUCACGUCGGCGUCUCUGUGUGGUGUGGACCUGACUGUCCGAGUCCUCACUACUGGUUACUGGCCCACGCAGUCAGCUACUCCAAGAUGCACCAUCCCCCUCGCUCCUCAGCAUGCUUUUGAGGUCUUCCGGAGGUUUUACCUCGCCAAACACAGUGGUAGACAGCUCACGCUGCAGCAUCACAUGGGCGGGGCGGACUUAAUUGCAACUUUCUACGGCGCUUUGAAAAAAGAUGAUGGAUCUGAAGCUAGCGUGGGAGGUACUGCAAUGAGUGGCUCAAACGCUCGUAAGACUAUUCUCCAGGUGUCCACCUUCCAGAUGACCAUUCUCAUGCUUUUCAACCACAGAGAAUGUUUCUCGUUUGAGGAGAUCCAUAAUGAGACAGAUAUACCCAGAUGGGAAUUAUUUCGAGCGUUGCAGUCUUUGGCCUGUGGAAAGCCAACACAAAGAGUUCUCACCAAAGAGCCAAAGUCCAAGGAGAUCGAAAAUGGACAUUUGUUCACGGUCAAUGACCAGUUUACUGCCAAAGUUCACAGAGUCAAAAUACAGACAGUUGCUGCUAAACAAGGUGAAUCUGACCCAGAGAGGAAAGAGACACAGCAGAAAGUGGAUGACGACAGGAAGGUUAUGAUUGAGGCAGCCAUAGUGCGCAUCAUGAAAUCCAGAAAGAAGAUUCAGCACAAUGUCCUGGUGGCCGAGGUAACUCAGCAGCUGCAGGCACGCUUCCUCCCCAGCCCCGUGGUCAUCAAAAAGCGCAUAGAAGGACUUAUAGAGAGGGAAUACUUGGCAAGAACUCCAGAGGACAGGAACAUGUACACCUACAUUGCCUAGAGAGGGCUGUGCAGUGGUGAACUACGGGCUGAGGACUGGGCGAGUUCCUUUUGGCGAGCUACACAGAAAUUCCAACACAUCUUCAAGAUCAAGGGAGCCACUAAUGUUCUGUUACCCCACCAGAGAUCGGACUGACCAAUCCUUUGUGAAAAGCGUGAAUCCACACCCUAUUUUUGUUGUUUCAAUGCUGUAUAGAAAAUUUAUUUUGAAAUUGUAAAUUGCCACCAAAAAUUGAAAUAAAUUGUGCAAUUGCUCAUCAUUAAGAUAUUCUGAAACUGAUCAUAUUUUUUUUUAGCUUCAUACCCUGAAACUGAUUCGAAAGUGUCGAAUGACAUUGUAAUGGGUACACAGAAAGUGUAUCCGUUGAAGCACGUGGAAACCUCCCCGCCGAUUCCUUCAUGUAAGGACGCUAGCGGCUGCGCCGUUGGCUCGAGCUUUAUUGGCGCAGUGGUUACCGGACUUGCCUGCCGACUAGAUUUGUCGCGGCGCGCGGGUUCGCGUCCCAGCUGUUGGGAAUCAUUCAUACCUUAAAAUAUUACGCAAUAAUUACCUGACUCCGUUUUAGUGUUAUAUAAGUUUUACCUUAUCACCAAACACUCUUCCAACAAUUACGCGUAUUCGUUCUGAAAAGAAAGGCGUCAGGAAGCCGGCAUUUUCACACACGAGUGGAUUUAUUCCUAACAAGCAAAUCUAAUACAGCACUCGGGUCUCAGGUCCCUCUCAGUACAGCCUCGUACUUCCCUGUGUCUAUCAGGAGAAGCACACACCCCGAGUUGCCCAAGAAUGAUUCAUACUACACAAUAUGCAAAUACAUGUUCCUAUCGACUAUUGAUUGGCUAUGUGAUCUCUGCAAUUAUUCUUAGCUUGCUCUGAUUGGUUUAAAUUCCCCUGCAGGAUGGCGGGGUCUUCUCUCUUUAUCUCCGGGGGGUCCCUCUCAGUAUGUGGGACAGCCGGGUUGUUUUCCCGCCUUUUGAGACAA
Messenger RNA from Corythoichthys intestinalis (scribbled pipefish), 3411 nucleotides. RefSeq names its product cullin-3-B-like. Gene Ontology annotation, cellular component: Cul3-RING ubiquitin ligase complex. Gene Ontology annotation, molecular function: ubiquitin protein ligase binding. The coding region runs from base 36 to 2432 and encodes 798 amino acids. The transcript has 16 exons. NCBI's taxonomy places the organism in Eukaryota, Metazoa, Chordata, Actinopteri, Syngnathiformes, Syngnathidae. The record is from RefSeq and is a predicted model, not a curated record. Gene Ontology annotation, biological process: protein ubiquitination; ubiquitin-dependent protein catabolic process.